AUGGCCCAGAUCCGUGGCACCGCGGGCUACAACCUCGGCCACCAGAACCCGUUCGGCGGUCCCGGCAGCGCAGAUGCCGCCAGCGACCCCAGCCCGCUGGAUGCGAUCCGCGAGCAGACCAGCAAGAUCGAAGACUGGCUCGACACCAUGGCCGACCCCGUGAAGCCGUACUUGCCCGCGAUCGGACGUUUCCUUAUUGUGGUAACCUUUAUCGAGGACUCAUUGCGCAUUCUCACACAAUGGGGCGACCAGCUUCUCUACCUUCGUGAUUUCCGGAAUAUUCCGUGGGGUAUUACGCACCUUUUCCUGAUUGCCAAUGUGAUCGCCAUGUCCAUCUGUUCGACCCUAGUGAUUGCCCGCAAGCACACCGAAUAUGCUGUGGCUGGGUUAUUGGGAGUGGUUAUCACUCAGGGUCUUGGAUACGGUCUUAUUUUCGAUUUGAACUUCUUCCUCCGCAACCUGAGUGUCGUUGGUGGCCUCCUCAUGGUGCUGUCCGACUCCUGGGUUCGCAAGAAGUUCGUCCCCGCUGGUCUGCCCCAGCUUGACGAGAAGGACCGCAAAAUGUACGUGCAGCUCGCUGGACGUGUUCUGCUGAUCUUCCUGUUCGUGGGAUUCGUCUUUGCUGGCGAGUGGAACUUCUGGCGUUUCCUGGUCAGCGGCUUCGGUCUGGUCGCGUGUGUUAUGGUCAUCGUUGGCUUCAAGGCCAAGUGGAGUGCUAUUAUCCUGGUGGUUCUGCUGAGCGUGUUCAAUGUGCUGGUCAACAACUUCUGGACGCUCCACCCUCACCACCCGCACAAGGACUUUGCCAAGUACGACUUCUUCCAGAUUCUGUCAAUUGUUGGUGGGCUGCUUCUCCUGGUCAACAUGGGCCCCGGUCAACUGAGCAUGGACGAGAAGAAGAAGGUCUACUAG
Messenger RNA from Penicillium argentinense, 912 nucleotides. RefSeq names its product protein ERV29. Gene Ontology annotation, cellular component: endoplasmic reticulum; endoplasmic reticulum-Golgi intermediate compartment; membrane. The coding region runs from base 1 to 912 and encodes 303 amino acids. Gene Ontology annotation, biological process: Golgi organization. The record is from RefSeq and is a predicted model, not a curated record. NCBI's taxonomy places the organism in Eukaryota, Fungi, Ascomycota, Eurotiomycetes, Eurotiales, Aspergillaceae. The transcript has 5 exons.